AUGUCAAGCGCAUCAGACAACAAGUCCGAACAGCAGGACGAAACCAAGCAACACACUCUGAAGCACUCCCACGCAUUUGUGGCUCACACCUCUUCGUCCUUGAAAGAUUCAAAACUCCUGUGGCCCUCGAAAGGGUCACGGGUUCACACAGUCGGCGUGCAGGAUGAGGAGCUGGUUGCUGUGACUCGCGCUCUGGGCGAUUUAUUUCAGGGUAGGGAUGCCGAACAAGUCCUUGCUGGCUUUUGCCAGAAGAUAUUCCUAUUAUUCCAGACAGACACAAAAGCACUGGGUAUAGCAAGUGUCAUCGCGGAGCAGCUCUUCAAGAGUUUCGACGACAACGGGUCAUUUGGACGAGAAACGAUGCCCAUGGGCAUUCAAGGAGUCCAAGAAUUAAAUUGGACCACCCAGAACGAAGAGCUAGCUCCCCUCCGCAAAGAGUAUCAGACCAGGGUCAAGGCUGAGGGUGGCCCAUUACCACCGUUCUCCAUGACAGAUUCAAAAGGAAACCAGCUUCUCUUUGCUGGACUGGAGGAGGAGACGCUGAUCAUCAUCGAUAAGACAAUGCUGUCAGCAGGUCUUGUCAGAUACCGCCAUCAUACUUUCGACAUAGGCGUAAACCGGGCCAAAUGUUCGUGGCAGCUGUUCGUCAAAAUCAAACACCGAGAUUUUUUGCGCUCGUGGUUUCGCACUAGUGCAGCACCAAUUCAAGAUAUGGCUGUGGCUAUUAUGACGGCAAUGCGAAUCUUUUCGGAAGCCCGUUGUUUCAUCAAUGAACCUGGCAGGCGAACAGAGGCAGUCAUUUUGGUGGAAACAAUCCGACGAGGGGAGUUUUACAUGAAUUCGACCGUGAUUGAUGAUGAUGAUGAAGGAACUGCCGCUGCUCCGGGAACGCUCACCCCUAGUUAUUCUGUCGUCUCGGCGCACGAUGGCAGUGAACACAAUGUUUCUGCCAGUCCAAAUUCUCGUUCACGCUCAGAUAACUCCCAUUCACGACCAGCCACAUCUUCGUCUUCAUCAUCUUCUGGUUCUUCUUCCUCAUUAAGCACAAUGGUCAAACGGUCGAUCCCAGAUUCCACUGUGAAUAUGCAGGCCAGUUCCACAAAGAAGGGCAAAAAGAAGCGGUCAACCAGAAAGAAACCGCAGAAAAAGACGGUACCUCAGGACCAGACGCAGGCAAACGAAAGCCCAGGAGACAAGAGCUUGUCUGAGAUCGUGGACAAGAUGGCAGACGCCAAACUCGACGCACCGACCGAUAUGCCACCAUCAGCGUCUGCUGUCCAGCAUGAUGGAGGCAGUCCUACGGAGAAUUCGAACGUUCCUACCUCGAUGAAAGUGAAGCGGAAGGCUAAAGACGAGGAACUCCGUAAGGCUCGAACAACCGAAGGGCUGGGAAGGGGCCUCGGUGAUACUAUUUCUCGUCGUUCGAGUGAUUCUGACCGAACGGUAACUCCAGCAGAUUUCUCCAAUAAAGAUGGCGCCAAGGAUUCUUCUAGCAAAGGUCAACAAGGGAUCCAAAAAAGUGGAGAUGAUGAUGCAGUUCUUGAUACAAAGGGCAAAGGACAUACCAAGAAGGAAGACAACAACACCACAGCCACUUUGACUGAAUCAGUCUCCCGCGAGCAGCGUUCCCAGCCUGUGGACCAGGGGCCUCAACGCCCUCCUGCUGCGUUCAAGUUCGACAGCUUUGAUCCACGUCUGCGGUGUUUGCAACCCGACUGUCGAAACAUGACAAGUUGCUGGGUCAUCUGCCCUGCCUGUGGCACUGACAGCUUCACCCGCUACUGCAGAAAGCAGCACCUGUACGACGACAUCCAACGCCACUGGGCCCUGGAAUGCGGAAGGAACAAGAUCAAGGGACCGAUCGACCGGAACACAAUUCGCCCCAAACAACUCCCCAAGCGUCCCUACACUUUUGGCCAAUACCAUGACAUGGUCGAGCGUCACAGACAGGCGGUAUACCGCGCGAUGGAGGAUGCUGACUUCUUCAUCUUCAACGACGUCGAGAUGCUUGACGACAGCAUCGUGCAGCCGACACAAGAGCAGUGGAAUUCGGUGCGCGGAACAGGUGCUGCGGUGUUACAGAUUAUCUUUCCCGAUGACAUGACGCCGCACUCCGACCGGCAGGUUUUCAACUACCACAUUCAGCGCAUCUUGUCGGUAGGCAAGCCAUUGGCCGAGGACAGUUGUAUGAGAGCGAUGGAAAUGAUUCGCUCGGCGCUAGUCAUGUCGGGCAGCUGGAGGGAGGAGGUAUUGACCUACCUGUGCAUGCAACUGACAGGUGAAUGGGGCAAUUUCAAGGUGCCAGAGCGCUUUUACAACGUCGAGCAAGUGAACGGAAUGUGGCAAAUGCAUCGUGUGCUCAUGGCAUGA
Messenger RNA from Fonsecaea monophora, 2370 nucleotides. RefSeq lists its product as hypothetical. The record is from RefSeq and is a predicted model, not a curated record. The coding region runs from base 1 to 2370 and encodes 789 amino acids. The transcript has 5 exons. NCBI's taxonomy places the organism in Eukaryota, Fungi, Ascomycota, Eurotiomycetes, Chaetothyriales, Herpotrichiellaceae.